Messenger RNA from Aedes albopictus (Asian tiger mosquito), 1859 nucleotides. It is a transcript of the gene tap, whose product is annotated as basic helix-loop-helix neural transcription factor TAP. The record is from RefSeq and is a predicted model, not a curated record. Gene Ontology annotation, cellular component: nucleus. Gene Ontology annotation, biological process: axon development; sensory organ development; positive regulation of transcription by RNA polymerase II. The coding region runs from base 319 to 1458 and encodes 379 amino acids. Lineage: Eukaryota; Metazoa; Arthropoda; Insecta; Diptera; Culicidae. Gene Ontology annotation, molecular function: E-box binding; protein dimerization activity; DNA-binding transcription factor activity, RNA polymerase II-specific. The transcript has a single exon.
CCAUUUGGGUGAAUGUGCUGGAAAGGGAGAAAAGAGGGAAAAUCGGUUAGAGAGUACGAGAAGGGACGAAAUGUAAAAGAGAGUGUAAAUCAGCGAACAGGAAUCCUCCAGGGAGUCCUGACGGUAGAUCCUUUCUAUAUCAUUCGGAGUGAGCGUUGAGCAGGAGUUAGUUGGUGUUUGAUAGCGGCAGAGAUUAGAUCGAACGAGACGAGGCGUAGUUUCGUGCGUGUGCGCAGUGGAUUAGGAUCUACGGAUUAUGGAUAAUUUGCAGUGACUCAGGCGAUAAUUAGUGAGUGAAGAUAGAUUGAAGAUCUCAGAAUGUCGUCGUAUUGUGGAUUCGAUGAAACAUCUUUCGACGACUUCGCGGAUUACACAUCUGAAGAUAGUGGUUUCGAAAAAAGUUUGGAAUCUAAUGGUGAACUAUCGUUUAGCUUUGCUUCGAGAAAGUUAGAUUUUGAAACCGUAGCGCCAUGUGUUCAGCCGCCUGCUCCGCGAAAACGUGGACGAAAGUCGUUGAAGGAGAAAAGCCUAGAGCAGACGUCGGCCGAGUUCCAUCCCAGUUUAGGAGUUCAAACCUCGACACCAACCAAACCAUCAACUGCCGCCAAUAAAGAUCAGAAACCUAAACGGAAGUAUGCAAUGGGGAAGAGCCGUAUCACCAGAAACCGAAGUCCCACUCAAGUCGUCAAGAUCAAACGGUUUCGUCGAUUGAAAGCGAACGAUCGGGAGCGAAAUCGAAUGCACACCUUGAACGAAGCUUUGGAGAGACUACGGCUCACUCUGCCGACAUUCCCCGAGGAUACCAAACUGACCAAGAUAGAGACACUACGAUUCGCUUAUAAUUACAUAUUUUCACUAGUUCAGGUACUUGAACUGGACGAGGAAGUUCAUCUGGAUUUGGAGAAGCUUCAGAGUUUAACGCUGAGUGGUGAAAGGAUCAACAAGCAACUGUUCGACGCCAUGUUCAUCAAUCCUCCGCCACACUUCAUGGAGUCCGGAUUUGGAUGCAGCGAGUUCUACAGCAGCAUGCAGCAGUAUGGCAUAACCAUGAGCAACCCCCAAAGCUACGAUCAUCCUAGCUUCUCCAAGCAAAACUAUCAAAUGUUCCGAGGUGCCUUCGACGCGGCCUACAAUAGUCAUAAGCAACCUUACCUCAAUCAAACAUAUCCCCCAUCUACACCGAACUAUCAGCAACAUCAAUCCCCGCUGAAUUCAGGAUUCUACCAGCAUCAGUCAACGGUUAAUCCAGCGGACGUGUGUGGUGGUCCCUCGUAUCAAAUGACUCCGAAUUCUGCGCAUCAAUCACCUCAGCAGCAAGCGAUGCACUUCGGUAGCAGUUUCUACAGUCAAACCCCACCCUGGACCGAAACAUCUUCGGGCUACAACGAACCGACGGGAUUUCACGUGGCAGAAACAACCAGCAGGAAACCCGGAGAAAUCUAUCCGGUGCCGUUGUAGCUUAGGAACUGUUAUGCUUUUUGGAAUUGGUUGUAUGUUUGAACACGCAAAGUUAACAAGUUAAAAGUGCAUAAUUGUAAACUCUGGUGAUAAAUCAUUCUCAAGUAGGUGAACUAGUGAAUUGCAUAUUUGGACAAAUAGCUGAAUAAGUGAUCUUCAAAUCAUGCAUGUUUCGCAUUUUUUUCUAAUCCAAGUGAAAAGUGCAAAACGUAACGAUUUGUUAGGAAAACAUAGAUUUUAAGAAAACGUUCCCAUCUUUUACGAUAAUAGUAGUACAACAUUUGAAUGUGAUUUAAGAAGAGAAUAACUUUGAUUGCUCUUUAUCAAACAAAAACUCUCUAUUUCAUUCAAAUUCGAACCAAGAAUGCCUUCGACUUUGAAUGUUGAACUGGGUUGUAGAA